This is a messenger RNA of Hemiscyllium ocellatum (epaulette shark), 6907 nucleotides long. RefSeq lists its product as uncharacterized. Gene Ontology annotation, biological process: interleukin-15-mediated signaling pathway; T cell activation; positive regulation of ERK1 and ERK2 cascade. The transcript is spliced from 13 exons. The record is from RefSeq and is a predicted model, not a curated record. Bases 16 to 3384 code for a protein of 1122 amino acids. Gene Ontology annotation, molecular function: protein tyrosine kinase binding; MHC class II protein binding. Gene Ontology annotation, cellular component: membrane raft; external side of plasma membrane. Lineage: Eukaryota; Metazoa; Chordata; Chondrichthyes; Orectolobiformes; Hemiscylliidae.
AACACAGUCUAUCUGAUGGUCAAACAUGUUACCGUGGAGGAUAAGAAGCUGCAUGUGUGUGAAGUACAGGAAAAUGGAUUCAUGGUUCUCGAAGUGAAUCAAGACUUUUAUGUUGAUGAAUAUUUACAUCAACAGAGCUACACUCUUUAUCGCUCAGGCACAGAUCGCAGUGAACUCAACCUGACUUGUUAUUAUUAUUAUUAUUAUUAUUAUGAUACUGCUGUUUGGAGCUGGAGGUCAGAUGCUCAACAUGAGGAGGAAAUCAUAACAUUUGCUUCAAGAUCUCAAUCCCUCAAUAUAAACAGAAUUCACUUUGGGAAUCGACUAGUCCCCACAACGACAAAGUUUGAUGGCAAGAAUUUCAAUGUGAGGAUUGUCCCAGUCCUGUUUGAAGAUGCAGGAGUUUACACAUGUUCAAUGCAAUCAAAUACGAUGGUGACCAUUACAUUAAUCACAGUUAAAGUCACAGUCGAGCCUUCUGAUGUCGAAACUGUGGGAGACUCCGUUACCCUGAUCUGCUCUGUCUCUGAUGUCACUGAAUCAAUGAGACUUGUUUGGAUCAAUAGCAAUGGUAAUAUUGUUGAAGAAAAGGCAUUUACUGUGAGGAAUAAAGAAGAUAAAUCAUUGAGACUGAUUGUUGGGAAAGGUGACAGAGGCAGUGGGAAGUGGACAUGUGUUUUGUUUCAUCAAAACAUGCCUCAGGUUUCCGUCCCGUACUAUAUGGAACUCCGUGGAAAUUCAAUUUAUCAGUAUUUUGAAGAUGGACAUGGUGAUAUUUCAUUACAAGGACCAGACAAUCCUGGGGAGGGUACUUUUGUCUGGGAAUGGGAACCACACUCAGGGCAAGAAAAACAACAGCUGGUUACUUUUCAGAAAACAAGGACGAGGUCAUGGAAUGCAGAAUGGAGUGAAUACUGUAGAAACAAUAACUGCCACUGGUGGCUGUCCCAUGAUAAUCGUUCCCCAGAUCUGAGACUUCAAGAGCUCAAAUUCGACUUUGCGGGAUUGUACACCCUGUUUCAGACGCCGCUGAAUGAAGUCAUCCUGAAAAGGUACAACAUUUUUGGGAUCAAAGUUGAAUCAAAUGCCAAGUACCCUUACCCCAGGGUGGGCAGCGAUGUUACCCUCAGCUGUACCAUCUCCAAACUCUCAGAUACAGUCUGUCUCCAAUGGAAACGGAGAGAUUCAUCUCAGCAGAGAGAUGGGAAAACCGAUCAGAUACGAGUGAAUAACACAGUCUAUCUGAUGGUCAGACAUGUUACUGUGGAAGAUAAGAAGCUGUAUGUGUGUGAAGUGCAGGAAAAUGGAUUCAUGGUUCUCGAAGUGAAUCAAGACUUUUCUGUUUAUGAAUAUUUACAUAAACAGAGCUACACUCUUUAUCGCUCAGGCACAGAUCGCAGUGAACUCAACCUGAUUUGUUAUUCUUCUUAUUAUUAUUAUUAUGAUACUGCUGUUUGGAGCUGGAGGUCAGAUGCUCAACAUGAGGAGGAAAUCAUAACAUUUGCUUCAAGAUCUCAAUCCCUCAAUAUAAACAGAAUUCACUUUGGGAAUCGACUAGUCCCCACAACGACAAAGUUUGAUGGCAAGAAUUUCAAUGUGAGGAUUGUCCCAGUCCUGUUUGAAGAUGCAGGAGUUUACACAUGUUCAAUGCAAUCAAAUACGAUGGUGACCAUUACAUUAAUCACAGUUAAAGUCACAGUAGAGCCUUCUGAUGUCGAAACUGUGGGAGACUCCGUUACCCUGAUCUGCUCUGUCUCUGAUGUCACUGAAUCAAUGAGACUUGUUUGGGUCAAUAGCAAUGGUAAUAUUGUUGAAGAAAAGGCAUUUACUGUGAGGAAUAAAGAAGAUAAAUCAUUGAGACUGAUUGUUGGGAAAGGUGACAGAGGCAGUGGGAAGUGGACAUGUGUUUUGUUUCAUCAAAACAUGCCUCAGGUUUCAGUCCCGUACUAUAUGGAACUCCAUGGAAACCUCAAUGAAGCAUUUUUUCUCCAUCAGGAAGGGUACUUUUUAUUGAAAGGACCAGACCAUCCUGGAAAUAGCUCCAUUAUCUGGGAAUGGAGACCACAUUCAGGACAACAAACUAUAAAACAAUUGGGAACUUUUCACAGAGAAGGUCAGCAUUGGGCUGUAAAAUGGAGUGAUGAUUACAAUGAUACACCAGACAUUUCUCGAAGAAUGUAUGAGCACUAUGGUACCCUCAAUCUGUUAAUCAGAAAUCCUAGCUUUGAACUUGGUGGAUUGUUUAGCUGGACUCAAACAGAGCCCAUUAAGAAGAUCCUGAAACAGAUUGAGCUAUUUGUGAUCAAAGUUGAGAUUGAUUCACAGUGGCCUGUAAUGGGCAGUGACAUCACCCUCAGCUGCACCAUCUCCAGACUCUCAGACACUGUCAAUCUUCAGUGGAAACAGAGAAACUCUUCUCAGGAAAACAGGAGGAUCAACACUGAAGAGAUCCAACUGAAUAACACAGUCUAUCUCAUCAUUAGACAUGCUGGAACCGAAAAUCAGAAUUUAUAUACAUGGGAAGUACAGGAAAAUAACUCCAUUAUUCUCACUGGAAGCACAAACAUUGAUGUGAAUCACAAUUUACGUGAUAAAAAAUACACACUUUAUCGGUCAGUCACAGAUCGCAGUGAAGUCGAGCUGAUUUGUGAAGUCGAUUCUACGAUAAUAAAAACUAAAUGGACCUGGUCUUCACCUUUAAAGGAUGAAGAUCAAGAAAUUGCUUUCACUUACAAAUCAAAGCCUGUCAACAUAAACAGGACCUACUUUGGGAGUCGAUUGGUCCCUCCAGUGAGCAGUUUCACUGACAGGUUUUUCAGUGUGCGGAUUGUGCCUGUCCUGUUUGAAGAUGCAGGAGUUUACAGAUGUUUUCAGGGAUCAAAUAAUCAUUUGACCAUUAACCUGAUCACAGUUAAAGUCACAGCGGAACUCUCUGAUGCAGAGACUGAGGGAGGCUCUGUUACCCUGACCUGUUCUGUCUCUGAUGUCACUGAAUCCAUGAGACUUGCUUGGAUUGAUAGCGGUGGUAAAAUUGUUGCAGCAAAAACAUUCAAGGAACAGAAGCAGGAAGGGGAUAAUUUACAGCUGAUUACUCAGGAAUUUGAUAGAGACAGCAGCUACUGGGCAUGUAUUUUGUUUCAUGAAAACGUACCCAAGGUUUUAAUUCCUUAUGAUCUGAAGCUUUACAUGAGCAUGAGGCCAGUUCCAGUCAUUUGGACCAUCGCAGUUUCUGUUCACUUGAUUACUAAACUGGUCUUUGUGGUUGGCCUUAUCUUCCACAUGAAGAAGAUAAACAGAAAAUCAAGCAGCAGGAUUCUGGAGAAGGCAACAAGAAAUACAGAAGCUGUUGGAUUACAGAUCCUGAACUCUAGCCCUGAUUUGUGAUCGCAGAAUGAAUGAUGAGACACAGAUGUACCUGUGCUCAAUGAGAUCUUCACUCCUAUAAAACAAAAUUAAUCGAACUUUGCAAUCUUUCAUGUUAGUUUUUUUCGGGUUAUAUCUUUGAUGCUACUUUCAUGUCGGUGGAUUCAUUUAUAUUGUGACUUGUGUACAUCUAUUGUUCCAAUCUCCGUAUAAUGUUACUUUCCAAGUGCUAACUUUCAAGGUGGCUGUGUCAUAUUGCAUUGAAUGGUAAUUAUGGUGGAUGUUGGUCUGAAUUCCUGAUCUCUGCUCUUGGCUGGUUGGGUCACAUCCUGCAGUGACCGUUUUAUACCUCGAGGGAUGGAUGGGUGUGAUGUAGGAUUUGUGAUUUAUAUCUGUUUCAAUAUCAUUGAUUGCUGUGUGUUGAUUGGUUCAUUCUGUUCCAUCUUCAUUUCUUUUGUUCAUUAACUUGUUUCCUGGUUAACCAGAAAUCUGCCUGAUUCCGUACUUAUGUUUCAACCUUGUUAAAAUAAAUACGAUUCCAGGCAGGGAACUGAAUUCUCCAGUAAUAACAUCAGCUGGGAUCAUAACGCGGUGAUUUAACACUACUGCCAUGUGUAAAGUUAAAAAGCUGGCAGUAUGGAUUUGUAACUGAGAGGGAUGUCAGCCAGAUUCUCUCUGCAGCUGAGUUGAAUAGAAUUGAUCCGUUUUAACAUCCACUUUGAGAAUUUACAACAGAAUUUUAAUGCCCAAUGAUCAACUCAAAUGAAGACACCAUGUCUCCUGUGCAUCUCCUGGAAACAAUAAUAUAAAGCAACUGUGGAAUCACAGGGGAACAUUGUCUCCAUGCUCCCCCUGUUGGAAUUGUUUGGGAUAUGACCAAUUGUGACUAAAAAAAUCAAUAAAAUAAUCAUUAAAAAAUCACCAUAAUGAAAAGACGGAAAAUAAUUUUGCAAAUUAAAGUUAUAAUGGCAACAGGUUUGGGGCGGAUUUACUGAGAUAUCCUUCACAAUCAUUGACACUCUCAGAAUGGAUUGUUUGCAGAUUGUUCUGCGUGAUGGUGAUGAAAAGGUGAGGACAAGCACCUUAGGGGAAUACCAGAUGACUGCUGGACCCUCCAAAGCUCCAAGGAUGGGACAGAACUUAGGUGUGCCUGUAAAACAGAUCCUUAAGUUAUGAGGACAGAUAGAUAAACUUAUGAAGAAAUCUCAUUGCAUUCUUUGUUGUAUUUGCUGAGUUUAAGGGCUGAAAGUUCUGUUAGAACUGUCUAAACGAUUGGUUAUGCUGCAGCUAGAGUAUUGUAUAUGGUUCUGGAAACCACAUUGUCAAAGGUAUGUAAUGGGACUGAACAGGGUGCAAAGGAAAUUUCCCAGGAUGGAAAGAGAGAUUAGACAGAAUUGGAACCAAAAGGGCCACAGAUGCUGUAAAUCUGAAACAAAAACAGAGAUUGCUGGAAAAUCUCAGCAGGUCUGGCAACAUCUGUAGAGACAAAUUAAAGUUAAUGCUUUGGGUUGAGUGAUCUUCCUCAGAACACAAUGGUGUUGUUUUCCUGAGAGCAGAGGACACUGAGAGGGGACAUGAUAGAGAUGUUUAAAAUUAUGAGAGUCAUAGACAGGAAGAAAUGUUUCUCCUUGAUGGAAGGGCCAAUACCCAGGGUGCAUAGAUUAUAAGCAAGGGGCUGGAGGUUUAAAGGAGAUGUGAGGAAAAAUGUUUUCAUGUAGAGGAAGGUGAGGAUCUGGAACUGCCUGUAAGGCUGGUAGAGGCAAAAAAAAUCCUCAGUGCAUUUAAGAAGCAUUUAUAUGUGCACCUGCAAUGCCAAGACAUACAAGGCUAUGGGCCAAGUGCUGGAAAAUGGGAUUAGAGUAGUCAGGUGGUUGUUUUUAAUUGGUGCAGACUCGAAGGACUGAAGGGCCUUUUGAUCUCUCUGACUCCAUUGUUUCAGAAUGGAAGGUGUGAGUAUUUCCUGUUGUCAUUGGAUCACAGAGCCCUCUGUCCUUGACCUUCCUCUUUGUUCCCACGCUGUUAGAACAUGUCUAACCUGCUUGUAAGGAGCAUUCUCAACAAGGACAAUAAGUAAAUUACUUCGAUCUAGUUUAUAAUUUUUAAUAGAGAAUAUUUUUUAAAACUUUGAUACUUAAAUUUCAUGCUUAUUUGUUUGGUCUGUGUACAGAUAUGUAUGCAAUUAUCACUGGUGUGCUAUAUCGUGUCACGAGUCUUUAAAUCCCCCAUCCUCGGGAAAGGCAGGUACCAUUAAUGAUAUCCAUACCCCUCAUGAUUUUAUAAACUGCUAUAAGGUCCUUUCUCAACCUUCUACGCUUCAAUCAUGUCUGUGCUGAUACAUUGUGUAUGUAUUUAUCAUAUGUGUUUAUAUUCUGAUCCUGUGUACAUGCGUUUGUGCAUUUAUCUGCAGUCUAUCUAUAUUGUAUCAGUGAUUGAUUCCUACUCUGAGAUGGAGACUGUAAUGCAGUCCAAUGGAACAACCAUUAGCAUAAUGCGUGAUCUGAUUUGUGAUUGCUCACCAAUGCAGUGUCUUAUUUUAUAAGAGCAAAGAUUUAGUCAUGAAUGAGAAUUCCAAAGUAGAUACAAAAAGAGUUAUCAGGUGUACAUUUAUUGUUUGAAAUUUAAAAUUUAUGGACUGGGGUGUACAAAGUUAAAAAUCACAAAACACCAGGUUUAAUUGGAAGCACCUAGCUUUCGGAGCACUGCUCAGCAGCGCUCCAAAAGCUAGUGUUUCCAAAUAAACCUGUUGGACUAUAACCUAAGGCUAUAUAUGGACAGUGUGAAAUUGAAUUUUUGAAUUCAAUAUUGGAGGAAAACCUGAAGAAUUUAACAAACUUGUUAACACAGGAAUGUAGGAACAGGAGUAGGCCAUUCAUCCCCUCCAGCUUGUUCUACCUUACAAUGAGAUCAUGGUAAAUCUGUGGCCUAACUCCAUCUACUACCUCUGGCCCAGAUUCCAACGUACCUUUUUGCAUAAUAAAAAUUUAGCUAUCUCAAAUUUGAAAUUAACAAUUGAUCUUCAGUUGUCGUUUAUCAAGAGAACUAGAAGCAUCUCCACAUUUUGCACACAGAAGAGCUUUCUAAACCUUUUCUGAAACAUUCUGGCCCUAAUUUUCAGACAAUGCCUGUUAUUUCUCAUAUCCCCAACAAAAUUGAAAUAGUUUAUAUUUAUCCACCCUGUCUUUUCCUGAUAAUAUCAGUAAAGACUUUGAUGAGUACACACCGUAACUUCCAAAAUUCCAGAGAUUACAGUCCUAAUUUACAUCAUCCUACUCAGAAUAACACCCCUGACGUCCAGGUAACAUUCUUGUGAACAAAUGCUGUGUACCUUCCAACAUCAAUGAACACUUCCUAAUAUCCGAUAUAUGUAAACUUCUAGAGCGUUAACAUUUAUAUCUAAUAACCAGCGAUGGAAUGAGUCAAUAGAACAAAGAAACGAUUACAACAUUGUAAGUGUGUUUAAUCCUGAAUAAAUACAACGUAAAAUAAGAGUACACCUCUCUAUUAGUCGUCAUUUGUGGGGUUGCGUCAUGGUUCAGAGGCUUGA